AUGCGCCUCACCACCGUCUUUGCACUUUUCACCGUGGUCCUGGUUUACCUCGUCACCGGGGCCUUCAUCUUCCGCCAGCUAGAGCAGCCCAAUGAGGUCUACCAACAGGUGAAGCUCAAUGCCUACCGGGAGGAGUUCUUGAAAGUGCACCGGGAACAGUUCUUGAAGCAGCACCAGUGCGUGAGCCCCGACAAACUGGCUGACCUCAUUCAGCAAGUAAGCGAGGCCAUAUUAGCCGGCGUGGAUCUUUCCAACAACAGCACCAACACGACCAGCUCGAACUGGGACAUGGGCAGCGCCUUCUUCUUUGCUGGAACCGUCAUCACCACCAUAGGUUUUGGGAACAACUCACCCCAAACUGACGCUGGCCGGCUCUUCUGCAUCUUCUAUGCCUUGGUGGGGAUUCCUCUUUUUGGGAUGCUCCUGGCUGGAGUUGGGGACCAUCUGGGAUCAUCUCUACGGAAGGGCAUCGGCAAAGUGGAGGAUAUUUUCUUGAAAUGGCAAGUCAGUCCUACCGUCGUGAGGAUCCUGUCGGCGCUGCUCUUCAUUCUCAUUGGCUGCCUCCUCUUUGUGUCUCUGCCCACUGUUAUCUUCCAGCAUCUGGAGCACUGGACCCUCCUUGAGAGUGUUUACUUUGUGGUCAUCACGCUGACCACCAUUGGAUUUGGCGAUUAUGUGGCAGGUGAUACGUCGGCUGAGGAGUAUCCAUGGUACAAACCGUUGGUGUGGUUCUGGAUCCUGCUUGGUUUGGCCUAUUUUGCCUCCAUACUGACCAUGAUUGGCAACUGGUUGAGGGUGUUGUCCCGACGCACAAGAGCUGAGAUGGGGGAUUUGACCGCCCACGCGGCCUCCUGGACGGGCAACGUGGCAUCCCAGCUGCGUGUCCCAAACAUGGCAUUGCCAGACAAGCUGCACAGAGUGGGCGCCUUGAAAGGGAAGCCUCCGUCUCCUUCGGACAUCUUGCCGCAGAAGGAAAGCGAGGAGUCGCUGCAACCGUCGCCGUCACAGCCCCCGCCACCCUUACUGCCGUCGGAGCCCCCAGCCUUACUGCCGCCACUGCCGCCCUUGUGCCUACCGUGUCCGAGCCCUUCUCCGGCUACCAAUCGGCGCGUGGCCCAGCUGAACACCCGUAAUGCCGCCCCGUUGCGGCCUAUAGACUACACGGGUGAAAACUUGGCUUUCAUUGACGAGAGCUCGGAUGCGUUGAGCGAUGGGGGGCCACCUUCGGCCAGGCCACCCCGCCGCUUGCGCCCCCGGGCCCGACACCGUACCAACACUGGCCAGCCCCCAGGACUUCCCAUGGAUAUGCUGAGCCGGACCCGAGACAAAGGAGAGGCUGUUUAG
Molecule: messenger RNA, 1344 nt
Organism: Gekko japonicus
Lineage: Eukaryota; Metazoa; Chordata; Lepidosauria; Squamata; Gekkonidae
Gene: KCNK4
Product: potassium channel, two pore domain subfamily K, member 4
Exons: 6
Coding region: 1-1344 (447 amino acids)
Biological process (GO): stabilization of membrane potential; potassium ion transmembrane transport
Cellular component (GO): membrane
Molecular function (GO): potassium ion leak channel activity
Source: RefSeq, a predicted model, not a curated record